AAAUUUGACAACAUCAACUUGCCUCUUGGCACGUCCACGCGAUUACUUUCGGUAUUUGUUGUCCGUCGGAAUUUAUUUAAUUUAGCAAUUUAUUGCUAUUUAAUUAUUAAUUUCAUACAAUUGACUAAUAAAAUUGAUCAACAAUGAGUACAAUUUUAGAAAAAAUCUCAGCCAUUGAGUCUGAGAUGGCUCGGACGCAAAAAAAUAAAAAUACCUCUGCUCAUUUGGGUUUGCUGAAAGCAAAAUUGGCCAAAUUGCGACGAGAACUUAUUACACCAAAAGGAGGUGGCGGUUCAACUGGCGAAGGUUUCGAAGUUGCAAAGACCGGAGAUGCCCGAGUUGGUUUUGUCGGUUUUCCUUCCGUGGGUAAAUCGACUUUGUUGUCCAACUUGGCUGGAGUGUAUUCGGAAGUUGCAGCCUACGAGUUCACAACGUUGACAACGGUUCCUGGAUGCAUCAAAUACAAGGGCGCAAAGAUUCAACUUUUGGAUUUGCCUGGAAUCAUUGAAGGUGCCAAAGAUGGUAAGGGUCGUGGUCGUCAAGUUAUUGCCGUGGCACGAACUUGCAAUCUUAUCUUCAUGGUGUUGGAUGUUCUAAAACCUCUGGGACAUAAAAAACUUCUAGAGCAUGAAUUGGAAGGUUUUGGAAUCCGUCUGAACAAAAAACCACCAAACAUUUACUUUAGAAAGAAGGACAAAGGUGGUGUUAACUUUAAUUGCAUGGUGCCACAAUCCGAGUUGGAUGCUGAUUUAGUAAAAACAAUUUUAUCCGAAUACAAAAUUCACAAUGCCGAUAUUACUCUACGUUACGAUGCUACUAGUGACGAUUUAAUUGAUGUCAUUGAAGGAAAUCGUAUCUAUAUCCCGUGCAUUUAUCUCUUGAAUAAGAUUGAUCAGAUUUCAAUUGAGGAACUCGAUGUUAUCUAUAAAAUUCCUCAUUGUGUCCCAAUUUCUGCACAUCAUCGAUGGAAUUUCGAUGAUUUAUUGGAACUUAUGUGGGAAUAUUUGAGACUUGUUCGAAUCUAUACAAAACCGAAAGGACAACUGCCUGACUAUACUUCACCAAUUGUCUUGCACAAUGAGAGAACUUCAAUUGAAGAUUUUUGUAACAAAUUGCAUCGUACUAUUGCGAAAGAAUUUAAAUACGCUCUUGUGUGGGGAUCAUCGGUGAAACAUCAACCUCAAAAGGUUGGAAUUGAACAUGUUCUAAACGAUGAAGAUGUCGUACAGAUUGUGAAGAAAGUUUAAUUUUUUUUUCUAUUAUAAAUAAAUAUUUUUUUUUAUAAAACACAAAAAUUUGCAAGAAUUACAACUUAUCUAUCAAUCGCUUAAACAUCUUUUUGAAUUUAUAAACAAUUUUAUUUGAGUAAGUUAAAAUUGUAUAUCGAUCUAAAAUUCUAUAAAAAUAAAGAUAAGUUUUUCUUUAGCUCAGAGAA
Messenger RNA from Episyrphus balteatus (marmalade hoverfly), 1435 nucleotides. RefSeq names its product GTP-binding protein 128up (gene 128up). Gene Ontology annotation, molecular function: GTPase activity; GTP binding. The record is from RefSeq and is a predicted model, not a curated record. Lineage: Eukaryota; Metazoa; Arthropoda; Insecta; Diptera; Syrphidae. Gene Ontology annotation, biological process: cytoplasmic translation. The transcript is spliced from 7 exons. The coding region runs from base 144 to 1247 and encodes 367 amino acids. Gene Ontology annotation, cellular component: cytoplasm.